This is a messenger RNA of Penaeus vannamei (Pacific white shrimp), 1785 nucleotides long. The record is from RefSeq and is a predicted model, not a curated record. Lineage: Eukaryota; Metazoa; Arthropoda; Malacostraca; Decapoda; Penaeidae.
AUGACAAGAGCAGCCGACCCCAUCGAUCCGCCAGAGGGAGCUGCGAGGAACCGAACAGAUCCCGACGACGAUUCACGGUCACUGAGUCGCCGGCUGAGCACGAGGCCGGCGGGAGAGCUGGCGGAGGACAGAGCCUCCCUCACCGUCAGGGCCCUCAAACCUCACCAAGAGGAGGCCGAAGCGACACCCGGAGACUCCAGAAGCCCUCAGGAACGCCCUCAGGAACGCCCUCAGGAACGCCCUCAGGAACGCCCUCUGCAGCGGCCUCUCGCGAUGGGCAAGGCUGACGGCGACGACCUCUUCGAAGUGGUGACCAGGGGCGCGAGGUCGACGGAGGCGCCCGAGGAGGAGGAGGAGGUGGUGGGCGUCCUGGGGAGCGGGGACUACGGGCGUGCCAUCGCCGGGAAGAUCGCCCAGUCCGGCUACAGCGUCCUUAUCGGGUCACGUGAUCCCAACAACGUGGAGAUCCUGAACCUCGUGCGAGCCAAACCAGGGACACAGUUGGUGCUGCAGACGGAGGCAGCCAAAGCCCCUCUGGUGAUCGUGGCUGUGGGAUGCGACCACUACCCACGUCUUCCAGCGCACCUCCUUCAGGGCAAAGUGGUCGUGGAUGUGGCCAAUCCCACUUCUCCGAGGGACACCAGUCAACCAAGUUUUGCGGAAGAAUUACAGAACUUGAUACCGAAAGCUCAAGUCGUCAAGGCCUUUAACGUGCUCUCAGCCUACGCCUUGGAAAACAAUGUCCAACAGGCAGCAAAGCAGGUCCCCGUCGCGUCGGACUGGAAGGAGGCGAAGGCGCGGGUCAUCGAGCUGGUCAAGAAGAUGGGUUACUCGCCCGUGGACCGCGGCGGCCUCGAGGCGGCCCGGCUGAUCGAGGCCAUCCCGCUGCAGCUGAUGCCCUCCUGGCAGAGGCCGCUCGCCGUCGUGGCCAUCAUGUGGACCAUCCACUACCUCAUCCUGUUUCUCAAGUACCAGAUGUGCGGCGCCCUUCACGAGGGAGAGACCUGGACGGAAAGGACCUUCAAGCACCUGGCGCUGCUCAACCUGAACCGCGCCUCCGCCAUCACCGCGCUCUGGACGCUCGCGCUCUGCUAUCUGCCGGGCGUGAUAGCAGCCUACCUGCAGCUGAUCCGCGGAACGAAGUACAGCAGGUUUCCCAACUGGCUCGACACGUGGCUCAAGAUGAGAAAGCAGCUAGGCCUAUCCAUGCUCUUUCUUGCCUCUGUCCAUACGUGCCUGGGCCUGGCCGUGUGGUCGAGCCGCUACGACGGCCUCGUGUGGGAGAAGCCGAUCGUUUUCUCUGCCGAUGUCAAGGUCAACGCGACGACCUUUGUGACGAAGAACAUCACGGUGCACGACUCCUUGAUGAGCCUUCAGGGAGAGCUGUUCCUUACCUUUGGAAUGUUUUCAAUGUUCAUAACCUUCCUUCUGGGCGUGUCCUCCCUGCCCUCCGUGGGCGCGACGCUGACGUGGCGGGAGUUCACCUUCAUCCAGAGCAAACUGGGCUGGAUGGCGCUGCUGACGGGCACGGUGCACGACGGCCUCCUCGGCUGGGGGUUCUCGCCCAAGGACUACCUGGUGUGCUCGCUCCCCUCGGGCGCCCAGUACGCCUUGCACUUCCCUCUUCUAACGAUCGCGCUGAAGUUGCCUCUCCUGUUGCCCUGCGUCGACAGCGCCCUGCAGAGGAUCCGGCGGGGACACGACAGGAGGAAGAAGACCAACGUUUCCCCGAAGGACAGCCAGCCGCUCGACAUGACCAGACGCCAGCGAGGUUUCGAAAGUUAG